Messenger RNA from Drosophila kikkawai, 1278 nucleotides. RefSeq names its product transcription factor Ouib. The record is from RefSeq and is a predicted model, not a curated record. Gene Ontology annotation, biological process: regulation of transcription by RNA polymerase II. Gene Ontology annotation, cellular component: chromatin; nucleus; transcription regulator complex. Lineage: Eukaryota; Metazoa; Arthropoda; Insecta; Diptera; Drosophilidae. Gene Ontology annotation, molecular function: zinc ion binding; RNA polymerase II cis-regulatory region sequence-specific DNA binding; DNA-binding transcription factor activity, RNA polymerase II-specific.
UUGACAACCCUGGGUGAGGCAGUGCUGCAGACGCUUGUUUAUUUUCCUGAAUUUUCCCGACUGCGACUGCGAAACGGAGCCACCAUGCCCGAGUUUAUGCUGUGCCGGAUCUGUUUGACAGACCACAUUAACGCGGACACGAUGUCGCCCCUGUUUGACGAGGAGGACGAGGAGUGUCGAGAGCUGGUCCGCAAGCUGGAGGAAGUGGUCAGCAUCAAGCUGGUGCCGCUGCAGGACAUUCCCAGUAUGCUGUGCUUGAACUGCCUGGACAAGCUGACCAACGCCCAUGACUUCCGGCGGCUGUGCCAGGUGGCGCUCACCACCAAUGUGGUCAAGGCCGAGCUGAAGGUCGAGCCCACCGAUGAGGUGCCGCAUAUAGUGGCGGAGUACAUCUACGAGGCCACCAGCGAUUUCAUCAAUACAGAGGAGGAGGGCAUGGAGCUGGAAGCCAUGCUGGAGGAACGCCUGGAGGACGGCAUUGCGGAAACGGAGCAGCCCUACGAAAUAGACGCCGUGGCGGAUGAACUAGACGAAAAUGAGUUGCUAGUGCAUCAGGGCAGCGACAGUGACUACAAUCCCGGCGAGCGCUGUCGCAAGCCAAAGGUGCGCAAGACCCGACACAGCAAGCGUGGUCGUGGACGACCCCGCAACGCUGCUAGUAAUGCCCAGGAGAUGACACCUGUAGCCUUAAACUGCAAGUCCUCGCCCGAGGAGACCACCACGAACAUCAUGUGCGAGAUUUGCGGCAAUAUAUACUCCAAGCGGGCGGCGCUCAACAUACACAUGCGUCGCCACAUGGCCGAAAAGCCUUUCGAAUGCGAAAUCUGCAGCAAAACCUUUGCCGGUCCCUCGGAGUUAAAUCGCCACAUCCGCGUGCACACGGGGGAGAAGCCGUUCAUGUGUAAAUACUGCAACCGGUCUUUUGCAGACCGCAGCUCUAACAUCAGGCAUGAGAGGACCCACACGAAUGAGCGACCCUUUACCUGCCCCACCUGCGGCAAGUCAUUCUCCUAUUCGAAUGUGCUUAAGAACCACAUGCUUACCCACACGGGAGAGAAACCCUUCCUAUGUCGACCGUGCAAUAAAAACUUCUCCCGUAAACAUCAACUGGAGCAGCACAUCGGGACAAUGACCCACCAACUGACUAUGCGAAAGCACCAGAAUAACGACGCAAUGCGACACACGGAGCUCUACUAGUCGUCCCUAACGAAUGCAAUUAACGUAAAGCCCUAUUAUUAUUAUUAUUAGUAAUUGUAAAUAAAAAGAGUACAAAUGGUC